Messenger RNA from Penicillium cinerascens, 3039 nucleotides. RefSeq lists its product as uncharacterized. Lineage: Eukaryota; Fungi; Ascomycota; Eurotiomycetes; Eurotiales; Aspergillaceae. The transcript has 6 exons. The record is from RefSeq and is a predicted model, not a curated record. The coding region runs from base 1 to 3039 and encodes 1012 amino acids.
AUGGCCAACAAUUCUCUCAACCAGGUCCUGUUCAAAAGAAAACCCGUUAUAUACCUUCCACAACCCGUCAUUGAAGAUGAUAGCUCCGAGGUCUGGGUUAUCCCGGAGACCAGCGAGGUCUUCACGAGCUAUGACCCGUACCUCCAGCGAAUGGACUUUUACAAGCAACGCCGAUUCAUCUGCGAGAUCACCGGCCAUUCGGGCAUGAACUUUUUCGAGGCACUCCGGAGUGAGACGGAGGAAUCACGCGAGGUCAACAACAGUUUCCCCGAAGCUUUGAAGGAACCGAUCUUACGCCGAAUCCAGUUCUCGACGGUUUCGCGGGUCGAUAACUUGGUGGAUGAAAUAUACGAAGAAUUCAAGUCCGACUUCUACCCGGGCGAAGCUGUUCUUAUUUUGCUAGAAGAUAACAGCAGACUUCACGGGACCAUCAGAGACAAGGCUAAUUUUGCCGAACAACUCUACGCUGAUGGUACCAUCAAGACUCCGGCAUUUGCUCGGUACCUAGUCAAGGUUUCAGACCGACCAAAUGAGGAAGCCCUUUUGGACCAAAACCACAUCACGCGCGACCGAAAGGCUUUCACCAAAUUGAUGCUUCGCGGCUUCAUCAAGAAUAACGUUACUCGAGAGGCGUGGACUGGCGCACCCUGGUUGGUGAAGGCAUCAAUCGCCGAGGAGUACAAAAUCUCCACAGAGGUCCCGAAGCACCUGCAGUACGGCGCCAAGAUUGCUGAGAAGAGAGCCAUGAAGAAGGCGGGCGAAGAAGGUUUCUUUGGCAUUUUCUCUUCACAACAGUUGCCUGAGCUGAAGCCCGCAGUGAAGGGCCAAAAGUCCAAAAUGUCUGCGCAGGAAAUGGCAAAGACCCGUGAAGCGCAGUACCAGGAGUACCAGCGAUCUCUUAACGGCAACCCUUCAUUCCUUCCGCCUAACAACCCUCUCCGUCCGUCCAAGCCACCGCUGGUCGGUGACAAGAAAAUGCAUCCGCCAUCAGUCGUUGUCAAGAACGAAUCACGACCGCCUUCGCCUCCUCCUAUUCGGUACCCUAUGGAGGAUCUGGAGCUCGCUCCUAUCCAUGAACGGAAGCCUCGUCCCACCUUGAAGUUUGUGAAGCUGGGCGAAUCGGACGACGACGACACCGAAGACCUUCUGCCAGAUAACUUGGAACCGGAUUCCGUCGGAUUGCUUCUGGAAACCUGGGAUACUCUCAAUGUGUACUGCGAGGUUUUCAAGCUUGACUCAUUUACCUUUGAUGAUUUCCUCCAGGCAAUGCGCUAUUCAUCAGAGGAGGUUGACUGCGAGCUAUUCGUGGAAAUCCAUUGUGCCGUUCUGAAGAAGCUUGUGAAUGCUGAAGGCAAAGACGGCGGUGCCAUUCAAGUCUCUCUCCCCGAUUUUCCCGUCGAAGAAUCUGAUGAGUCUGAAGAGGAAGAGGAAGAGGAAAAGGAAGAGCAGGAGGAAGAGGGCGAUGAAGAGCCGGCACCCAAGGCAACAAGAAUGACCACCCGAGGCAGCUUGGCCAAAAAAGAGGCGGAUGAGAUCAAAUCAAACAUCCAAGAAGAAGAACCCGAGGACGAGCGGAUCCAUCGCGCCGAGGAGAUGUUCGAGAAAGUCGGCUGGAUUGAGCGUCUUCGCCGGCGAGACUUCCGCAAUGGUGGCUGGGAGUUGGUCAUGAUCGGUCUCUUGCAUCAGCUGUCUUUCCGUCCUCGGUCAGAAAAGACUUGCAACGACAUCCUGCAGCAUCUCGCCCCUCUUGACAUGCCCCCAACUCAGAAGACUGCACGCGAGCAGUACCGCACCCUCGAUAUCAACUUGCGAGUCAAGGCUCUUCAGAUGAUCUGCAUGUUGAGCUUGGAGACCAAAGCUAUUCGGAACUACCUGGAGGAAUGCAGCAAUCAGAUGACCGAGUUCCGCAAGGAGAAGAUUGAACACCAGAAGGCGCGCAAGGCAGCACUUGGUGAACUCCGCCUGCUGCAUCAAGACCGUAAGGCGCUUGCCCCAGAGCCUGAAAAGGGCGCUGCAAAGUCGCCGACGCCCAUACCCGAGCUUGAGGAGGGCUUGGAUGACUCCAAGGUGACCGGCAUCGAAGGUGACUCCGAGAUCCCCAUCGACACCGAGGACGAGGAUACUCCUCGGCCGCGAGCACUACGUGGUGGAGUUGAUCGUGCUCUGGAGCGGAAGCGGAAGCAAGAGGUGGAGCGGGAACGCAAGGAGCAGCUGGCCAAGCAGCCCAAGGGCUCCAAGGCGUACCAAAAGGUCCUGAAGAAGAUCGAGGAACAAAAGAGCCUGAUCAAGGAGUUCGAAGCGAAGAUCGAAAUAUGUGAAAACGACCUGCGGGAGGCCGACUGCCCUCGGACGAAAUGUCUCGGCUUAGACCGUUUCUGCAACCGGUAUUGGUGGUUUGAGCGUAAUGCGAUGCCCUAUGAGGGAAUGCCUACCAGCUCCACAGCUGAGGCGAAGUACGCCAACGGCCGCCUCUGGGUCCAGGGUCCGGACGAAAUGGAGGUCUCUGGCUUCAUUGAUCUGACCGACGAACAGCGCAAGCAGUACCACAGGCAUUUCCAGACUACACCCGCGGAGCGCAGAAGCCUCGAAGAAGGCCCUACACACGUCACCAAUGCCCGGGAAUGGGCCUACUAUGAGGAUCCCGAAAUGAUCGAGCAGCUCAUCGAGUGGCUCGACCCGCGCGGUAACCGCGAAUGCAAGCUGCUCAAGGAGCUCAUGAGCCAGCGAGAGGUCAUCACCAAAUACAUGCAGAAUCGCCAAGAAUACCUGAACGAGACUCGCGAGAGGGCCGAGUCCGAGGAGAUGCCGACCAAGCGUGUCACCACCCGCACCAAGACCUACGUGGACACCAACGAGCACCGUCUCCGCUGUCUGCGCUGGAAGAACACGACUGCCCUCACCGAGCUUGGACACCUUCACGUGGACCCUGACCGACCUCUCAAACGCAAGCGGGCUUCCUCCGUCCCUGAUGUGCGCGAGAACAAGGCGACCCGCGGUAAGCCAUUGACUCGCCGCGGAUCACGGCGCGGACGGGGAUGA